GUAGAAAAAAAGAAGAGAGAAAACUGGAUUAAAUUCUGGUGGUGUGCUAUGCAGGGGUGCCAGCAGGCACCUUCUCCACGUGGCAGUUGUGAUGCAUUAAGGAUCCUCUUGUCCACCAGGAAAGACAGAUGGCCUGUCGCCCCUGUAUUUGGGCACAUCAACACCUUCCUAAAGAGACACCCCUGACCCACAGUGAGGCAGAAAGGGGCUGCUGAAUCCUUUCCUCUCCAUCAUAAGGGUCACGACUGCCAACCCUGUAACAAAAGACAGGUUAACAAGAGAAAAGCACGACAAAUUUACUUGAUCAUGGUUGUAUGUGAUACAUGGGCCUUCAGCACGAAGACCCAGCGAAGUAGGGAGAACGGUUCAUGUUUAUGCUCAGGUUCGAUGAAGAAUGGACAGCGUAUAGAGCUGCGAGUGGGCAGCAAGGGCAUGAACUGACGCUGACGGGCAGGGGCAGAGCCCACAAGGCCUGUCUGUGCAGAUCCUUCCCGGCCUCCCUGUGCAGCAGCCUUCCUCCCGGGUAUGAGGAGGACCCUCUCGAAUGAGGAGGGUGUUCGUUCCUUUACGGCCAGCUGCCACACACAAAGGCAGGGGAAGGUUAGAGUGAUGCGUUUAGGCUUUAUGGCUGGCUUUGGGGAAAAGGGGUUCUGUUUUUUUGUGACCUGCCUUAGAGAAAAGGGAUUCUAGCUCCACGGCUAGCUGUCGGGGAGAGUGGGGGGCUAGAGACAGGAGGGCGGGAGAAGGUCAGACUUUGCUUCUGAUGCCCUCACUUUGGGGUAUCAUUUUCUGAGCCCCAACAGAGCACAGACAGAAAAAUCCAGAACAAAAUGACAGCGGCAUGAACACACCCCACUUGCAUUUAUACUUGACCUGCCCAUGAGGUGAGCACUUUAUACUUCCCUCACAAAUGGGUCCAGGAGAAGGAAACUUCAGGGUUAAAAGGCAAGAGUGCCAGAUUGGAGCAAAAACACUUUUAAAAAGCGGAAUUAUAAAAUCUGGAAAAAAUCAAAACAAGCAGUCACAGCACGCGUCCCGAGCACACUCGCUGUUUGGAGAAGGAGCCCAGGGGUAGGGCUCGCAGACCAGUCUGAGUGUGGACAAGGGCGCUGACCCGAGACCUGGACUCACACCCCCCGGGCAGCCAGACACGUGUGCUUUCCGCACGCGCCCUGGGGAGAUAGGGGUAUAUUAGGUUCCUGGACACUUGGGGUGCCAGAGGAGGAUUAACGGGCUGUGAUAUGGGAAAGCACUCAGAUUCCUCCCCUGCGACACAGAGAAAGGGCUGUUAGUGGUGCGGUGUGGGCAGCCACAGCUCAUGAGGCACUAGUGACAUCGCGCCUGCCCGGGGAGCCGCUCGGGGCACUCUGGGAGCACAGCAGGGCGCUCCGCUGGAGAGCUGCACACUUUGAAGCCUGAGCAAGGUCUCCUUCCCAGGUCAACUCUCACCCCUUGACUUUCGGCCAGGAUCUGUGCUGAGCUGGCCGCAGCCGCUCCGGGCAGCACUUGGGACGUCUCGGGACAGCAGCAGGACUGCCGGCCUCCGGAGCCAUGCCCACCGUGGACGACAUUCUGGAGUACAUAGGGGGGUUCCACUUUUUCCAGAAACAGACAUUUUUCCUCCUGGCCCCGUUCUCGGCCGCCUUCGCACCCAUCUACGUGGGCAUCGUCUUCCUGGGCUUCACCCCCGACCACCACUGCCGCAGCCCCGGGGUGGCCGAGCUGAGCCGGCGCUGCGGCUGGAGCCGGGCGGAGGAGCUGAACUACACGGCGCCGGGCCCGGGCGCCGCGGGCGAGGCCUUCCCGCGCCAGUGCCGGCGCUACGAGGUGGACUGGAACCGCAGCGCCCUGGGCUGCGUGGACCCCCUGGCCGGCCUGGCGGCCAACGGGAGCCGCCCGCCGCUGGGCGCCUGCGAGCACGGCUGGGUGUACGACACGCCCGGCUCCUCCAUCGUCACCGAGUUUAACCUGGUGUGUGCCAAUUCCUGGAUGCUGGACCUGUUUCAGUCAUCGGUGAAUAUGGGAUUUUUUAUUGGCUCUGUGGGUAUCGGCUACAUCGCAGACAGGUUUGGCCGUAAGCUCUGCUUCUUGGUUACAAUCCUCAUCAAUGCCACAUCUGGAGUUCUCAUGGCCAUUGCCCCAACCUAUACAUGGACGUUAAUUUUUCGCUUGAUCCAAGGACUGGUCAGCAAAGCGGGCUGGUUAAUAAGCUACAUCCUGAUUACAGAAUUCGUGGGGCCGAGCUAUCGGAGAACAGUGGGGAUUUUUUACCAAGCUGCCUUUACCGUCGGGCUCCUGGUGCUGGCGGGGGUGGCGUACGCUCUUCCUCACUGGAGGUGGUUACAGUUCGCAGUCACUCUGCCCAACUUCUGCUUCUUGCUCUACUACUGGUGCAUACCUGAGUCUCCAAGGUGGCUGAUCUCCCAGAACAAAAAUGCUGAAGCCAUGAGGAUCAUUAAACACAUCGCAAAGAAAAAUGGAAAAUCUCUGCCUGUCUCUCUUCAGAGCCUGAGACCCGAUGAGGAAGUGGACGAGAAGCUGAACCCUUCCUUCCUUGACUUGGUCAGAACCCCUCAGAUAAGGAAACAUACUUUGAUCUUGAUGUACAACUGGUUCACGAGCUCUGUUCUCUACCAGGGCCUCAUCAUGCACAUGGGCCUCGCAGGGGACAAUGUCUACCUGGAUUUCUUCUACUCUGCCCUGGUUGAAUUCCCAGCUGCCUUCAUCAUCAUCCUCACCAUCGACCGCAUUGGUCGCCGUUACCCCUGGGCGGCGGCAAACAUGGUGGCAGGAGCAGCCUGUCUAGCCUCAGCUUUUAUCCCUGAUGAUCUGCAGUGGCUAAAAACGACUGUGGCGUGCUUGGGCAGAAUGGGGAUCACCAUGGCCUUCGAAAUGGUUUGCCUGGUCAAUGCGGAGCUGUUCCCCACAUUCAUUAGGAACCUUGGUGUCCUCGUCUGCUCCUCAAUGUGUGACAUUGGUGGCAUCAUCGCUCCCUUCCUGGUCUUCCGGCUCACCGACAUCUGGCUUGAGCUCCCACUGGUGGUUUUUGCCGUGGUUGGCCUGGUUGCCGGAGCACUGGUGCUGUUGCUGCCAGAGACCAAAGGGGAGGCUCUGCCUGAGACCAUUGAGGAAGCGGAAAACAUGCAGAGACCAAGAAAAAAUAAAGAAAAGAUGAUUUACCUCCAAGUUAAGAGACUAGACAUUCCAUUAGACUAAGAAGAGAGUCCUCUACUCCUGCUAUGUCCUUGCUUUGGUGAUGCCAAGGCUGGAAGCAGAGGUUUCUUCACUCAUCACAAAGCCCAACGAUCCGACCUUCCCUACCCUGGAGCCCCAUCAACUGAGACCUUCGGCCCAUGGAGUUUGUUGUCCCCUUUGUAAGAAUGUGCCUCCCGGACCAGAUCCUGCCAAACUCUCCCAGCUUACUCUAUUCUCAGCAUUCCUAGGACAGUGGCCACUGGUUUGCUGGAAUUUUUUUCCCCCAUAUUUGUAUUUUUUAUUUGAUUCCUUUUCCCACAAUGACAUCAAACCAGAAUACCUAGGGGGACUGUGGGCCAGUGACACAGAAAGGAUCUGACAAACAAUAAAGUUGAGAGAGAUAGACUAUUUUCUUUAAGAAAUAAAACAUCCAACACAAUAUUGAGUUGUCCAGAAUGUAUGCGAAAAACUUCAAACAGGCCUUUCAGGAUCAUAGGUGAGAAUAUUUAAAAUACAUUGAUUGUUAUCUGGAUUAGACUUGAAGGGGAACUCAAAUAAAAGAAUCAGGAAUACAACUUGAAUAAUCACCAAGUCCUUCCAUAGUUACACUGGAUAAGUACAAAUGUGUGAUUUCUAGAAAAGAUCUUGAGAAGAGUUCAGGUUCACGAAAGAGCAUUGUUGGCAAUUUUAACCCAGAGAUGAUAAUUUUUUAGUCUAGUAAAAAUUCCUCAAAAUUUCUGGACUUUAAAAAGUAUAUUAAUAUUAUAUCAAAGUAAUAUAGUGAAUAUAUUUUGAAAAGCUAAAUACUAUAAGGCCUGUAAUGAAAAACUAAAUUUCCUUGCCCUAUUCCACCUCUACAAAAACCCUGGAGAAAUUUUUCAACUAUUUAGCUUUGUUUUCCCUAGAUUGAUCUCCAUGCAUCUAAAUAAUUUCUUUAUAUUGAAAUUUUUUGAUUUUUUAGUUUUAAAUAUUAUCUAUUGACUCUUUAAUAUAAAAAAUGAAAAUGUAGCUCUCUUCACCUCUCCUUGUCAUCCCAACACACUACUUGUCUCUGCCUAUAAUCUUUGUAUUGUCACAUUUUUAUUAAAUCAAAUAGUGAACAUUCAUUGACCUCAUUAUGGCUGUUACUAACGCUGAGCCACAUAGUGUACUACGAGGGUGCUUCCUUUCUCUCACAACAUCUUGUUUUUCCUGACCUUGGUUUUUAUUGCUUUGUUUUCUAUAUAUUCACCAUUAAUUUUCCCCAAACUCUCUGACAGAGCAACAAAUCUCCUCUCAAUGUAUUCAAAAGCAUCACACACUGGUUCCCUUUCUUAUCUUUUUUCUUGAGAGUCCUCCCAGCUGGAAGCGCCAGACCUCCUGCUUUGUCCUGGCUGAUCUCUAGGCUCCUGCACAGCUGUUGCUGUGGCUGUCCUUCCUCACCUUCCUGAUCAUUCCCAUUGCCUCUUUCUCCUGUGGGAUCCCCUGUCUCCUGCAUCCAGAGUCCUCUCUUUCUUGGUUUUCUCUCUGAUUUUGAAGAAGCACAUCUUGCAAUGGCUUCCCGAGAAAGAGUGCGUGCCUGUCCUGCGCUCUCUUCUGCGGCAUCGGUGCUGAAACCCACAGACUACAUUUCCCAACCUCUUUUCCACCCGGCCUCCUGUGAGGCUAUACUGAUGGGUAGCACUGGCCAGAGAGAGGAAGGCACCAACAAGUUCUUGGGCUCCAGCCAGUAGCAACUACCACUUCCUGGUCUUUGUGUAUAAACGCUUUCCCCUGUCUAGCAUGUCUUUGUCCUUUCUACUCUACCAAUGGUUUUGUAAACAAGUGUCUAUAUUAAAUUGCCUCUAUU
Microcebus murinus (gray mouse lemur) is the source of this 5023-nucleotide messenger RNA. It is a transcript of the gene SLC22A2, whose product is annotated as solute carrier family 22 member 2. Gene Ontology annotation, biological process: transmembrane transport. The record is from RefSeq and is a predicted model, not a curated record. Gene Ontology annotation, cellular component: membrane. NCBI's taxonomy places the organism in Eukaryota, Metazoa, Chordata, Mammalia, Primates, Cheirogaleidae. Gene Ontology annotation, molecular function: transmembrane transporter activity.